Candoia aspera is the source of this 1513-nucleotide messenger RNA. RefSeq names its product cholinergic receptor nicotinic beta 1 subunit (gene CHRNB1). The coding region runs from base 40 to 1512 and encodes 490 amino acids. NCBI's taxonomy places the organism in Eukaryota, Metazoa, Chordata, Lepidosauria, Squamata, Candoiidae. The transcript is spliced from 11 exons. Gene Ontology annotation, biological process: signal transduction; regulation of membrane potential; monoatomic ion transmembrane transport. Gene Ontology annotation, cellular component: postsynaptic membrane; synapse; neuron projection. Gene Ontology annotation, molecular function: acetylcholine-gated monoatomic cation-selective channel activity; transmembrane signaling receptor activity. The record is from RefSeq and is a predicted model, not a curated record.
GCGUGCUGCAACCGGAGAGGGCCCCCGGGCCUUCCUUGCAUGCCCUUCCCGGGACAGCUGGCCGGGCGGAAAUGCCUUCCGCAGCUGGCCGCCGGGACCUCCGAAGUCGAGGGGCGCCUGAGACAGCGGCUCUUCCAAAGCUACUCCCCCACCGUCCUCCCGGUCCGCCGGGUCUCCAGCAGAGUCCCGGUGCGGGUGGGCAUGUCUCUCUCGCAGCUGAUCAGCUUGAACGAAAAAGAUGAAGAGCUGACCACAAAAGUCUACAUGGAUCAGGAGUGGAUCGACUAUCGGCUCACCUGGGAUCCGGCCGACUUUGAGGGGGUCACCUCUGUCAGAGUCGGUGCAGAGGAAGUGUGGCUCCCUGACAUCGUCCUCAUGAACAACAAUGACGGUGUCUUCAAAAUUGCUCUCAGCGUGAACGUCCUCGUGCACCACGACGGAAGGGUCCACUGGCAGCCCCCGGCCCUUUAUCGGAGCAGCUGCAGCAUCCAGGUGACCUAUUUCCCAUUCGACUGGCAGAACUGCACGAUGGUCUUCCGGUCGUACACUUACGACGCCUCGGAGAUCACCCUUUGGCACCCCGUCGACGAGAACGGGCAGGACGUGAAGGAGAUCAGCAUAUAUGAAAACACCUUUAUUGACAACGGGCAGUGGGAGAUCCAGCACAAACCGGCCCGCAAGAACAUCCACCCGGGGGACCCGCUUUACGAGGACAUCACCUUCUACCUCAUCAUCCGCCGCAAGCCGCUGUUCUACCUCAUCAACGUCAUCAUUCCCUGCAUCCUGAUCACCAUCCUGGCCAUCUUCGUCUUUUAUCUCCCGCCGGAUGCCGGUGAGAAGAUGACCCUCUCCAUUUUCGCUCUCCUCACCCUGACCGUCUUCUUGCUCCUGUUGGCCAAAAAGGUCCCGGAGACGUCCCUGGCGGUGCCCAUCAUCAUCAAAUACCUCAUGUUCACAAUGAUCUUGGUCACUUUCUCCGUCAUCCUCAGCGUGGUGGUCCUCAACAUUCACCAUCGCUCACCCAAUUCCUACAAGAUGCCCUUCUGGGUGAGGCAGAUUUUUAUCCACAAACUCCCUUGGUAUUUGUGCCUGCGGCGCCCAAAGCCGAAACUGGCUCUCCAGCCCCACUCUCUGCCCCACAAGGAGACUGUGGUAAAAAGCAGCUGCCUCACUGACGAAUACUUUAUUCGCACCCCCACCUGUGACUUUUCCAAACCCAGCAGGUUUCAGCUGGAGGCCUUCUCCACAGACAUGCGGAAGUUCAUCAACGGCCCCAGUCAUGGUAUCGCCCUCCCUCCCGACUUGAAAUCUGCCAUGGAUGCUGUCUUAUACAUCGCCCAGCAGCUUCAGGAGCAGGAAGAUUAUGACACACUGAAGGAAGACUGGGAAUAUGUUGCCUUUGUGGUAGAUCGGCUGUUCUUCUGGACCUUCAUCAUCUUCACCAGCAUCGGCACCCUCAGCAUCUUCCUGGAUGCCAGCUUCCACCUGCCCCCGGAGCAGCCUUUCCCCUGAG